AUGAAGGCUAAAAAGGGACAUAUUACUCGAAAACAACGUUUGGCAAAAAAAGAAGUCGAAGCCAAAGCACUUGUAGACAAAGCGAACUCUCUCGUUGAUCCUCUCUCAUUAUUGGAUUCAUUUAAAUCUUUUACAGCAACUAAUAAUGCCAAGUUUAAUUUAACAUGUCAGAAAAUUAAAGAUUUAUCGCCAGAAUUAUUAUCAUGGAUUUUUGAUUUAAUGGAGCGAAAUAUGAAGACUUUAUACGAACAAUCUCAUUGGGGAUGGAAUCAAAGUUCUAAACAAAAAGAAUUGACUGAACCCACGGCUUGUUAUAAAGUGGACACAACAAGCCCAUCCGAUUGGGAAAAUCUAGAUUACUUAAUUCUAAGUAAAUAA
Cotesia congregata is the source of this 378-nucleotide messenger RNA. NCBI's taxonomy places the organism in Eukaryota, Metazoa, Arthropoda, Insecta, Hymenoptera, Braconidae. The record is from the annotation of a GenBank genome assembly.